Molecule: messenger RNA, 2194 nt
Organism: Actinia tenebrosa (Australian red waratah sea anemone)
Lineage: Eukaryota; Metazoa; Cnidaria; Anthozoa; Actiniaria; Actiniidae
Biological process (GO): regulation of transcription by RNA polymerase II
Molecular function (GO): RNA polymerase II cis-regulatory region sequence-specific DNA binding; DNA-binding transcription factor activity, RNA polymerase II-specific
Source: RefSeq, a predicted model, not a curated record
GCCCACUCCUUUCCGACACAAAUCGUCGAGUUACACGAAGCGAAAAGAGUCUAUAGAAUUCGGGUCCACCGUUUAACCCAAAAAAAUCCAAGAUAGUCGUUGUUAUUGCGGGCAAUAACACGACCUUACCAUAACUGUUGAUCAGUUCCACUCUACAAAACAUUAUCGACCAAUUUCUACAAAUACUUCAAGCCAUCGGCACGCUAUACGUAUAAGGAUUGUAUGAUGAUUACUAUGACUGAAGCCCUGGAUAGUCUUGCUCAAGUUGCUACCGAUCAACUAUUUGCCUUUGAUACUGCAAGUUUCUUUACUCCUCAGUUGGCUCGACAAGUCCCAUUAGGAAGCGAGGACUUUGUUACCGGAAUGGAUGAACCUACUAAUAUCUUCGGUGAGCCGAUUGAUUUCCACGACACAUCUGUUACAGGAGACCUUGAUUUUGGAGCAGUUCCCGAAAUCAAACAAGAAGGAGGACAACAGAAAGGAUGUCAACAAAGAUUAGCCCAUUUCAAGGGACCUAGUUUGCACGACUUCACAACAAUGCCAACAGUGUCCACACCACCUCCAACUAGCCAAGCUUCUCCUUACAGUUCUCCUGCUCACAACUGGUGGAUCCCUGAUCGCACCUUCCUGACUCCACUUAUCAGCCAAACAGCAAGUUCAUGGAAUCCACAUGUUCUUCAAGAGGCCAAAAUCCCUGUCACUCAGGCACAAAUGCCUGAACCUCAAGAACAUGGGCUUGGUGACAACAUGGAGCACAGCAUGAUUGGAAAGUCUCAGGCUAACAUGAUGCCACGUACUUCUCAGCCACAAAACACAAAUGCUGGGCAAAUGUUUAUGGAAGCAACAGCCACUUUAAAYAUGAAAUGGCCUAUUGUGGGAAGUUCAUUCCAAAAUUUCAUGCCAAAUGAUCAAUCUUCAGUUUUAGACAAACUGUUACUUCAAAGUAAUGGAAAUAUGGAUUAUGUUAUACCUCCUGCCACCAAACCACCACAAAGGGGUCGUCCUGCAAAGGCUAGCUCUUCUCUGAAAGCUAAACGCAGCAGCCCUAUCGAUGGACGAUCACGAACACCACCAAGUGAAAGACCUUAUGCUUGUCCAGUUGAAACAUGUCCUCGGCGCUUCUCAAGAUCUGAUGAGUUAACAAGGCAUAUGCGUACACAUACAGGACAAAAACCUUUCCAGUGUCGCAUCUGCAUGAGGAACUUUUCACGCUCUGAUCACCUUACAACUCAUAUUCGCACUCACACUGGAGAAAAGCCUUUUGCAUGUGAAACAUGUGGACGCCGAUUUGCUCGUUCUGAUGAACGCCGCCGCCACAUGAAAAUUCAUUUAAGAGAACAAGCAAAGAAGGAAGAAGAAGCAAGAAAAGCUCUGGCAGCUCAACAAAAUGAUAUUACCUCUUCACUUCAGGGCAGGUCCCCUCAACCAACGCCACCACCAAUGCAUAUACCAGUUUCAAAUGUAAAUACUCCACCACAAAUGCAUAUACCAGUUUCAAAUGUAAAUUCGUUUUAAGAAAAUACUGCUGGAACAGUAAACAAAACCAAGUGCAGGCACUAUAGGAUUUWAAAAAUAUUAUAAACUUUUGCAGUGCUGGCACUGAAAGACUUUAUAUUCUAUAAAGUGAACUUUAAAAGAGACAAAAUGAAAUGUAUUAUACAACAUUGAGGGCUAGCCCCAUCUUUACGAUAAACAUGAAUCUAUUUAAUAAGUUAAUAGGACAUUAUAACAAUAGGCUGGUCCUAUUUCAUGUAUAUAUWUUUCACAUAUUAGUAACCAGGUUUGCAGGUCUACCUGUGCUACUGAAGACCUAUUUUGGUAUGUUCGACAUUCAGAUGUAUAAAGACUUAUUUCUAAAUAAGUAUUUACAUCRGCUUGCUAUUUUAAGUAAAAUGUGAGUUCCAAGAAAAAAGUUGUUCUUUGAUAAAGGAAAAUAAUAAUUUACAAAAUUAUUUUCUAGUUUUUUUGUUAGGAUAUAGGAUAUGAAGCAUUGGAGUUUUAAUACAUUUUAUGAAAAUAUACAUGGGUUAAACCCAUUCAUAAUGAUGCAUUUUUUAUGGAAUUAUUCCUUUGUCAAAGAAUACUAGAAUAAAUAUGAAAUACAUCAACAUGUCAAACUUCUGAAUGUCAUGCUGGUCAUGAUAUUGUAAGUCAGUGCAGGUAACUGAUAUUAUUAAAAAUGUUUUGAAAAUGA